This is a messenger RNA of Cheilinus undulatus (humphead wrasse), 1429 nucleotides long. It is a transcript of the gene bcas2, whose product is annotated as BCAS2 pre-mRNA processing factor. The record is from RefSeq and is a predicted model, not a curated record. The transcript has 7 exons. Gene Ontology annotation, biological process: mRNA processing. Gene Ontology annotation, cellular component: catalytic step 2 spliceosome; precatalytic spliceosome; Prp19 complex. NCBI's taxonomy places the organism in Eukaryota, Metazoa, Chordata, Actinopteri, Labriformes, Labridae. Bases 87 to 764 code for a protein of 225 amino acids.
UUGGCCCGCAAGGGAGUUCUUUCAACUUGUGGAUACAAGAAACAAUCGUAUAAGUGAUCAAUCUCUUUAAUUGGGGUUGAUUAAAAAUGGCCGGAACGGCAUCAGUAGCUGGAGAAGUGUUUGUCGAUGCUUUGCCGUAUUUUGACCAAGGUUACGAUGCAGCAGGAGUCAGAGAGGCGGCUGCAGCAUUGGUGGAGGAGGAGACCAGAAGAUAUCGACCUACCAAGAACUACCUGAGCUACCUGCCCACACCUGACUUCUCUGCUUUUGAGACAGAAAUAAUGAGGAAUGAGUUUGAGCGGCUGGCGGCUCGGCAGCCAAUGGAUCUCCUGACCAUGAAAAGAUAUGAACUGCCAGCACCUUCAGCUGGACAGAAGAAUGACAUCACAGCAUGGCAGGAGAGUGUAAACAACUCGAUGGCCCAGCUGGAGCACCAGGCGGUCCGCAUUGAGAACCUGGAGCUCAUGUCUCAGUACGGCACCAACGCGUGGAAAGUCUACAACGAUAACUUAGCCAUCCAGAUUGAGAUGGCCCAAAAGGAACUACAGAAAUUCAGAAAGCAAAUUCAAGACUUAAACUGGCAGCGAAAGAAUGAUCAGCUGGCAGGAGGAGCCAAACUGCGAGAGCUGGAGUCCAACUGGGUGUCCCUGGUCAGUAAGAACUACGAGAUCGAGCGAGCUAUCGUCCAGCUGGAGAACGAAUUAACGACGCUCAGGCAGCAGCAGGGGGACGAGAACAAGGAGAACAUCCGACAGGACUUCUAGUGCAUUUAAUCUGAGCACGGAUCUACAAACUCAUGAACUUCAAGUCACAAAGAUGUCUUCUUUCAAAACUGACUGAAGAACUACACAAAGGUCCAUCAUCGAGUAACUUCAACAGUCUGAAUGAACUUUCAGGGAACCUUUGUGACACGUUAGCAGACUUCACAGAUAAAAUCUGUCUGUAAAGACACAAGUGGAAUAUGGUCCAUCAAAGCUGUACUGUACUUACAGAUGUUAAAAUUUAUAUUUAUAGUCUGUAACAGGAUAGAACUUGUCAGUCCUCUUACAAUUGAGAGUAAAAUUUGAAUGCACAGAUGCAACCAUGCAGUAUAACUUUGUCCAUGUAGAUUUGUGGUUAAAGUCUGUAAUGCUAACUUUGUUUUUUAAAAGAUCGAACCUUAAAUUACUGAGUGAGUUUACUAGCCUCAAGAUUCACUUUUUGUGCAUCCAAGAAUGGCAUUGUCCAUCUGACUAGGGCAAAAAUUACCUGAUCCCUCUUUACCAUGUGACUCUAUACCAGCAUGAAGGUUUCACUCUCAGGCGAACAACACAGAUGUGUGUUUAGUCUGCAGUGUAGAUAUUUGGUCAAGUCUGUCAAUGACAAAAUAUUUUGUUUUGUUCUGUUUGUCAUUUUUUAGGAUGUUUUAAUAAAAUAAACAUUUGUAACA